Messenger RNA from Penicillium canariense, 948 nucleotides. RefSeq lists its product as uncharacterized. Bases 1 to 948 code for a protein of 315 amino acids. NCBI's taxonomy places the organism in Eukaryota, Fungi, Ascomycota, Eurotiomycetes, Eurotiales, Aspergillaceae. The transcript has 2 exons. The record is from RefSeq and is a predicted model, not a curated record.
AUGGACCCCAAUGCUGGUUAUCCUGCUGGCUUUCCCGUGCCGACUCAAAGCCCCCCGAACCAAAUGUCUUUCUACCCGAAUUCGAUUCCCCAGUACCCCCUGUCCAAGACACCUAUACAACCUGUCCAGCAGCAGCAGCAGCAGCAGCAGCAACAGCAUUCCUUUGGCGCGAUGCCCAUGCAGCCAGGCGGCCCCGGAGGAGCUAUGAUGUCCACUAAUUUUCCCCAUCAGUCAUCCGUCUCGAUGGACGCGUUCUCCGCGCCGUUCACCCAGCCCCCCGUCCCUGCCAAUAUGACCCCAUUCUCCCAACCAGGCACUGUACCCAACGGGCCCUCGGCCGUUCAGCAGGCCUUCAAUCAGAACAUGGCGUCGAUCCAGCAAAACAAUCUACUUGUCAACCAGCCGAAGCCUCCCCAGAUGAGCUCUCCCCAAACGACCCAACCCGGGACUCCGGCCCAAGCCCAGUCCCCAGCACAAGCUCAGGCCCAAGCGCAGGCACAAGCUCACAUGGCGGCCCGUGAGAAGGCCCGCGUCGCAACCUUGCUCGAUAUCAAUUCAGCAUUAUUACAGGAAGUGGUCAAUCUACAGGCAUCUGGGAGGGCAGGCGGGGAGGCCAGUGCGUCCCCUACGGAUCAGGGUGGAGAGAUCGCCAAGGCCGGCUCCAAGCCGAGCCAGGAGUAUAUUGAGUGUAUGCGCCGAUUGCAGGCCAAUCUGGCUUACCUCGCGACGAUAGCCGACCGCGCAAAAAAGUCAGGCGGCGUUGCUCCCCAGGCUCCGGCCAUCAUGACCCCGCCUCCUCUCCUGCCUGCGGUCCAUGACCUUUAUACUAAACUGAAUGAGUUGUUCCCACGAUCGGGCAAGGCCUCUACCCCUCAGAAGCUCAGUCCAGGAACGAUGCAGGGUAAUGGCGGGCCCAGUCCGUCACCAGUCUCGGAAUCAGUGGUCUGA